Molecule: messenger RNA, 585 nt
Organism: Bicyclus anynana (squinting bush brown)
Lineage: Eukaryota; Metazoa; Arthropoda; Insecta; Lepidoptera; Nymphalidae
Exons: 4
Coding region: 94-495 (133 amino acids)
Source: RefSeq, a predicted model, not a curated record
UGGAAAGUCUUUUACAGCUGCAGACAUAAGUGAUCAGUUGAGGCACAAUCAUUAAUUUAUAUUUUUUGAGAUAAAUAAUUUGCGAUUGACGCAAUGAUUAAAACUUUCGUGUUCUUUCUAUUAUUGACAGUAGUCUAUUGUGCAAAUGUGAGACGCCAGGUCGAUAACGAUGACGAAAAUUCACUUGUCAAUUACAGCAACUCAGAAGACGAUGAAGGAUCAAAUGAUAGGGAGGAAUGGCAAAGAAGAAUCGAAAUAGAAAGGUUAAAUCAAAGACAAAGACCAACAGAAGAGUUGCCAAGGCCAAGGUAUAUGAUCAAGUGGGUGAAUGCAAAUUAUGGGGAUGAAAAGCAGAGGUACGAGUGGGAGAGAAACCAGCUAUUAAGACAAAGAGCAGAACAAGAUUACGGACAAUACUACGAGCCAGGAAGCAGUGUACCUUAUUGGAUACCCUAUAACACUCCAUAUAACUGGGGAAGAUAUGCCUACGUGUGAUCAACCAUUAUUGUAGCAUUAUUAAUAUAAAGAUGUAAAUUAUAAAAUUUAAUUAACAUAGAACAUUAUUUAUUAAAAGUAUUGAUAAGA